Molecule: messenger RNA, 1866 nt
Organism: Aspergillus costaricaensis CBS 115574
Lineage: Eukaryota; Fungi; Ascomycota; Eurotiomycetes; Eurotiales; Aspergillaceae
Product: putative C6 transcription factor Prf
Exons: 4
Coding region: 1-1866 (621 amino acids)
Biological process (GO): DNA-templated transcription
Cellular component (GO): nucleus
Molecular function (GO): DNA binding; zinc ion binding
Source: RefSeq, a predicted model, not a curated record
AUGAUUCACCGCCCAAGGUAUUUGGCAGCUGCAAGCCUUGCUCCUGCCUCACGGCCUCCUAUAUGCUUACAGUACAUGAUUUGGUGCCAUGCGGCGUCUGUCACGGACAAGUACUCCAGUCUUCACAGUAUUUUCUACGAGCGGGCUCGUAAGUACGCCGAAUUGGACGAGUUAGAAGGUCUUGGUGAGCGUGUGGUGUCUAUCUCACAUUGUCAGACCUGGGUACUCAUCGGCACAUAUGAGUUCAAAAUGAUGUUUCUUCCUCGAGCGUGGCUGAGUGUUGGAAAAGGUGCAAGACUGGCAACGAUGCUAGGUCUAUGUGGUAUAGAUGAAGAUGGUCUCAACGUCAAACAGACCUUGCCACCUUCCAAGGACUGGUCUGAAAAAGAAGAGCGAAGGAGAGUAUUUUGGAUGGCUUUCUGUCUCGAUAGAUACGCAAGUGUCGGUACUGGAUGGCCUGUCUCGUUUGAUGAAAGAGAUAUCUUCACGAAUCUUCCAGCGUCUGAGGAAUCAUUCAUCGAUAACAACCCGCAACAGACUGAUCGUCUCGCAGACAUACUGAUAACCGGGAAUAUUUCCACAAUGUCUACUUUUGCAGGAGUCGUGAUAUUAGCUUGCAUGUUUGGGAAGAAUGUCGCACAUCUGCAUCGUCCUGAUCCCCAAGAUAAUGAACAUGAUCUCACUGGACUGUACUGGCAGCGGCACCGUGCCUUUGAUAAUCUCCUACUCCACUUUGCGCUCUCCAUGCCGAGUCAUCUGCGGCUGACAGUCUUGACGACCGACCCGAACAUUAUAUUCUGCAACAUGGCUAUUCACACAGCAACGAUUUGUCUGCAUCAAGGGGCAAUAUUCGUAGCGGAAAAGAACAAAAUGCCAGAGCAGAUCGCCACCGAGAGUAAGCGACGGUGUAUACUAGCUGCCGAUCAAAUCUCCAACAUAAUGAAGAUGAUCAUUCAUCUAGAUCUGAGUGUCAUGGACCCAUUCAUGGCGUUUUGUAUCUACGUGGCCGCGCGGGUCUUCAUCCAAUACCUGAAAUUUCGCCCCAGUGACUCCGCUGCACGUUCAUCUCUACAAUUUGCCUUUUCUGCCCUCGAUGCCUUCAAAGAAAAGAAUCCGCUAGCAGAACCAUUCGUCAUGCAACUCGAACUUGAUAUUGGUGGAACUGCCUUUGGAGAUGUUCGCUCUUCGAAAAGGAUGUGUAUCGCGUCCCAUAUACCGACUUGCGCGAACAAUACACAAACUGCAAACCAAUCAAGAGGCCAGGACGACAAUACAACCCCGGAUCACGCUCAAAGGACUUCUGGAUCCACGCCCACUGAAUAUGCAAGUCAACAGACUACCACUGAAACUCCACCAGGCCGACCAAGCAAAACAAUUCACAGUGGCUCUGUAACAUCCAAUCAUGCAGCACCGACCAGAAAUGGCAAUAAUAUUCCAAAUUUGGAUACGAACAUGUCUUCUACAUCCAACGGCAACGCCAACACCCACCAGUCAACCAACUCCAUACCCUCACACCUAGCUUCCACUCAGAACAACCUCGCCUACUUGGGACCAGCGACAUACCCCUCAUCCACACAAGUCCCUAUACAGCCAGAACUAUUCUCCCCCAGUGUCUUCGCUCCGUUCCAAUACGGGACCAACACUGUCUUUCCCAAUCAGUCAACUCAGCUCGAUUCCACGAGAUCCGAAAACCCCCUCACUACCGAUCCUACAUGGAAUACCUCAGAGAAUCCUAUACCUGACCUCAGCGAUGGAGACCUAGUCAAUAAUCCGUCUAAUGGCCCCGAAGCUCUCAGCGACCCUCAGUGGGCAUUACUCGCCUCGGGAGGCUGGGAGCCGUGGCAAGGGUUGACCUUUAUGCCUUAA